GAGCUGGUGGGGAGUAACCCUCCUCAAAGAAACUGGAAAGGAAUUGCAAUUGCCUUACUUGUUAUUCUCGUUAUCUGCUCCCUGAUUGUCACCUCUGUUAUACUCCUGACACCAGCUGAAGAUAACAGCUUGUCUCAGAAGAAGAAGAUAACGGUGGAAGAUCUCUUCAGUGAUGAUUUCAAAAUUCAUGACCCAGAAGCUAAAUGGAUAACUGAUAAUGAAUUCAUUUAUAGAAACCAGAAUGGCACAGUGAUUCUGAGGAAUGUUGAAACUAACAGUUCAACAAUAUUAAUAGAAAACAAAAAAAUUGUGUCCUUAAAGGCUAUUCGAUACGAAGUGUCACCUGACCGGGAAUAUGCUCUUUUUGCUUUUAGUGUUGAACCAGUGUAUCAGCAUUCAUAUACGGCAUAUUAUGUCCUCAGCAAAAUACCUCAUGGGGAUCCCCAGAAUUUGUAUCCCCCUGAGGUCAGCAAUGCAAAGCUUCAGUAUGCUGGUUGGGGUCCAAAAGGGCAACAGCUGGUAAGAGAAAGAACAAGUGUGCAAAUGAAUUUAGAGACCAUGCUGCUAUUGUUUGGAAGUAAAGAAAGAAUAAUUCUUUAUCGGCUAGUUUCUGGGGUAGCUUCUAGCAUCUUUAUGGGGAUUGUUUUAUCAUGUAAUUUAUUUAUAAAAUUCCCAAAUAGAUACAUUUAAUGCAAAGUAAUUGUGUCUAAAAAUGCACAGAAGGAACACUUUAUGGAAGCUCUUUAAGAG
Molecule: messenger RNA, 750 nt
Organism: Tauraco erythrolophus (red-crested turaco)
Lineage: Eukaryota; Metazoa; Chordata; Aves; Musophagiformes; Musophagidae
Source: RefSeq, a predicted model, not a curated record